Molecule: messenger RNA, 1034 nt
Organism: Papaver somniferum (opium poppy)
Lineage: Eukaryota; Viridiplantae; Streptophyta; Magnoliopsida; Ranunculales; Papaveraceae
Product: translation machinery-associated protein 22-like
Exons: 7
Coding region: 103-705 (200 amino acids)
Biological process (GO): translation reinitiation; formation of translation preinitiation complex
Molecular function (GO): translation initiation factor activity; mRNA binding
Source: RefSeq, a predicted model, not a curated record
UCCUUCACCGCAUAUAUUUUCCGCAUCAUAAUAUUCUUCCUCUCUGCAACUCAGUAAAGAGAAGAGAAACUCAAAAGAGAAAACCAGAAGGGGCAAGUUCUAAUGGCAGAGAAACUUGAAGCAGUAAAAGUAUUAUAUUGUGGGGUUUGUAGUUUACCAGCAGAAUAUUGUGAAUUUGGCCAAGAUUUUGAAAAGUGUAAACCAUGGUUGAUUGAGAAUGCCCCUGAAGUCUAUCCCCAUCUAAUCCCAAAAGAUGCAGAUGGGAAUGAAGUUGAUAAGGUGACUGAGAAGCUACAAAGGGCUGGGAUUGCUUCUGGUAGUGCUGAUGGUGCUGUUCUAUCAACUUCUAAAGAGGGGACAUCAACAGGUAAAGAAGAAGUAAAGAGGCUUCCUGGUGGUAAGGUUAAGAAGAAAGAUAAGAAGGAAGUUAUUAUUGAAAAGGUUGUACGUAAUAAGCGCAAGUGUGUCACAAUUGUUAAAGGACUUGACCUCUUUGGUGUUAAACUGAAUGACGCAUCAAAGAAGCUUGGGAAGAAGUUUGCAUCAGGAGCGUCUGUUGUUAAGGGGCCAACUGAGAAGGAGCAAGUUGAUGUCCAGGGAGACAUAUCGUAUGAUAUUGUUGAGUUCAUUACAGACACCUGGCCUGAAGUCCCGGAAAGUGCAAUCUACUUCAUUGAAGAUGGGCGAAAGGUUCCCGCUGCUUGAAAGGAACUUCUGUUGAUCUGUUUUUAUUGGGUCUAACAGAAGAAUGGAUUCCCUAGCCGUACGAAGAGAUUGUGAAACACAAUGGAGCAUACAUUACAUGUGAAAUUACUAUCUAGCUGACUGUAAGUAGAUCAUGGUCCAGAGUGUAAUACCACUAAGAAAAAUUACCUCUACUUUCCCUCGUAUACUCAUUAAAUAUGGAAAAUGGGUUCAGAAACAAACCUGCAGUAUUUUGUAAAACAAAACUGGUUGACUGUUAAAUAUGGCUCUUUUCAUGUCAAAUUUAAUGUUGCACCCUUUUUCUUAGUACUCCACAGAGGUUUCUUCUA